This is a messenger RNA of Triticum urartu, 1801 nucleotides long. Its product is annotated as F-box protein At5g49610-like. The record is from RefSeq and is a predicted model, not a curated record. Gene Ontology annotation, molecular function: protein binding. Lineage: Eukaryota; Viridiplantae; Streptophyta; Magnoliopsida; Poales; Poaceae.
UCCAGAUCCAGGCGAACAGUCAGGAGACAAGAUAACGCGGCCGCCGCUCUAUUUCCCUUUCCGGCUUCCGAACCCUAGAGCUCCGGCGACGGUCGAGGCGACAUCCCCGAGGUACCACCGAUCCCCGAUCCGAGGAGCAAGCGAUGCCGCCAGGACGAGGACGGCGUGGCCGCACGGAGCAGCGCCACCCGCCGGAGACCGGCCGCCGCGACGAGGGUGCUCCGUCACGUCCCACGCCGCCGUUCCCCGCCUUCGCUUCUCAGGGGAGGAAGACGAGGAGGCCGAGGCAGCCGCCGCCGGCGAGCCUCCCCUUCGCCGAGAUCCUGGCGCGGGUGCCCUACCGGUCGCUCUGCCGCUUCCGGUGCGUGUCCAAGGCGUGGCGAGUCCUCUGCUCCCACCGGGCCAUCCAAAGGAGGGUGCCGCAGACCCUCUCCGGAUUCUUCCACACCCACCACUCGGACGGCGGCCUCCGUUUCAGCAAUCUGUCCGGGGGAGGCGCCCCUCUGGUCGACGCUUCGCUCCCUUUCCUCCGCAGGAGGUACGCGAGCGUCAAGCUCGAGCAAUGCAGCAGCAGCCUUCUCCUCUGCAAAUGCCGGGAAUCGGAGGAAGACGAGGAAUGCGAUUACGUCGUGUGCAAUCCUAUGACCCGGCAGUGGACCGUGCUGCCUCCUAUAGUAUGGCAGGACGAAGAGGAUGGUGAACCUGUGUAUUUCAGAGUGGUGCAGCCCUUCCUGGGUUUCGACCCGGCCUUUCCAUCCCGCUUUGUGGUGUUUUCGCCCCUGGUCGAGGUGUGCGACGAUGUGGCGAUAUACUCGUCGGAAACUGGGCGAUGGACUCGCAACAGUGAGUGGGGGGAUAACAGCGAGUAUCCUUCUUUUUCUGCAGAAUGUGCCUUCCUGAAUGGCAUGAUGCAUUUUCUGCAUCUGGUGAUCGAGGAACCUUUAAUUGCCGUAGUGGACACAGAGGGGGAUGUUUGUGGGGAAAUUACUCUGCCAGAAGGAAUGGAAGACGCCAGUUCUGGUUAUAGUUCAAUUGGGUACUCUCAAGGGAAAUUGCAUGCCUGGUAUAUGCAUCCUCAUUAUUACGAACUCUCUGUGUGGGUACUUGAGGAUUAUGCUAGUGAAAAGUGGACCCUAAAGCAUACUGUUGACGUUCCAGAACUGUUUGGAAGGGAAUCCACUGAAGAGGAUUGUGACGAAGAGGACAGGACCUAUAAGUAUGAGAUGUUUGCAAUUCAUCCAGAGCAUAAUUUGAUUUUCCUUACUGACUGGAAGGAGGUGAAUCUGUCCUAUGAUAUGGAUAGCAAGGAAGUGCAUCUUAUGUGCACUUCUGGAGAUUUCCUGGGUGGCCUACCUUAUAUUCCCUCUUUUGCGGAUCUGGUUGUUGGAUGAUUGCUGGAAGUCGCUACUGCUUGAUGCACUUAACGGGUGGCACUAACGCCUUUGUAAAAAUCAGUUGUUUGGUGUGUGCGCGCCUAAUCUUCUAGUUCUGUGGCACAGGUUUGGAUAUGUCGUCCUAUCGUUCCAAAUUGUGCUUUUUCAGGUGCACGCCUUUCGUGGCUUUGAACAAUGUUGGUUAGCCGAUGAUGUUUUGUAGUGUUUGGAUAUGUCGCGGCUUUGAACAAUGUUGGUUAGCCGUAGAUAUUUUGUAAGAGAGAAGCGGUCCAAUGUGUAAUGCUUAGUUGUAUGAAUGACCUAGUCCCCUAUAUAUUUGCUUUCAUGUAGUACUAACUGCUGCAACACUUCUUAUCUGUUCACGUGGGCUGAAUGUAAGCUUAUGUUACCAUGGUUAAUAUCCUUUA